Messenger RNA from Pseudophryne corroboree (corroboree frog), 1317 nucleotides. RefSeq names its product BRICHOS domain containing 5 (gene BRICD5). Gene Ontology annotation, biological process: regulation of cell population proliferation. The record is from RefSeq and is a predicted model, not a curated record. NCBI's taxonomy places the organism in Eukaryota, Metazoa, Chordata, Amphibia, Anura, Myobatrachidae. The transcript has 6 exons. Bases 153 to 818 code for a protein of 221 amino acids.
CGAGUUUCUCAGGUGGAGCCUGGCUGGGAAGGUUGCUCUAGGGGCACACGCUCCUGGGGUGCUGAUGGACGCGCCCUUCAGCUUGUGGUUCCCAGGAUCAUGCACAGUCUGCACAUUGCAAGGACUGGCAGAGACUGGGACUGCAGCACAGUAUGGAGGGGAGCGGAGAGGCAACGCCCCCUACAGAAAGAGGACCCAGAGAAAGAUCGAAAUCUGCUUCUAGAAUAUUCUGGGGAUUCCUGGCUGUCGCAUUACUCUUUUCCAUAGUGGGGAUUAGUGUGGUUGGUGUUCUGGGCUGGAAAGAUAACAAAACAAAGCCUCUCUUACAGGUUGUCCGCCUGACCUACAAAAACUUGCAGGGUACUUCUGUAAACCAGUCUGCAAUUACUGACAAGCGGAGGAACACAGUCACCUAUCGGGUUACGUCCAGAAACCAGACCUCUCUGGUGUUAUUUGACAGCAAACACGGACUGGUUUGCUAUCGGGCUGCCGGAGAGAAAUCCUGUUUCCUUCGCCAUAUGGAGAUUCGAGAUAUAGAGAAUAUACAAUCCUUCCUAAAUAUGUCUCUGCCCAAGGACGGGGUCCUACUGCAGAACAAUAAGACCAGAUACUACCGGGAAUUCCUAGGGGUAAUCGGAGGACGAAAGGUCAAUCACGAACUUGUAGGGGAACCAGUACAACUGUUAUGCGACCAACUCCCUAUAUACUGGGUGAAAAAGAGCGAGGGCCCAGCGAGACGCCUGAUUUAUCUCUGCAUCGACAUCUGUUUCCCCAACAACAUCUGUGUCUCUGUCUGUUUUUACUACCUGCCGGACUAGGCCAGUCCUGCGCAGGGACAGACUCCUUCCAGCUCCACCCAGGACCAUCCCGUCACAGCACAUUUUGCACAGUGUCAGAGUGGAGUUCUUUUAGGGUUUAUUCUUAUUUGUUUUUAAAUGUGAACGGUUAACCCUCUUAUGGCCGCUGGACUCUGAAGUUGACUGCACACUUCCCAUUAACCCACUGAUUGCUGCCAACAUUAGCCUGUUAUGUAUAUCUUCUAUUCAACCCCAGGACAAUAAGGACUACUGGUUGAAGAUGGAACUGAAUACCAGUAUGAUUAAGUGUUGCUUCAAACAAUGACUUCUACAUGAGGAACCCUGUAAUGGGCAUGGUACACUGUUGCACUGGUUAAGGUGUGGCUCCUAUUUCUGUUCUAGUGUAGUCCAUAAAGAAUGAAGUUGGGGAAAUGUAUUAACGGGGAUGCAAUGCCUGUUGACCUAUCCAUGUACAAGGUAGUGUUCAGUGUUGUUAAAUAAAGUUUAUUACAUUGUGAAA